AUGGUUCACAAUUUUAGUAGCUUUAUUUUGUUAAUAUUGUUCCACAGCACUCAAACGGUCAUAACUACACAAGGACGUCGAUUCAUUGUCGAUGAAGGGAACAGUGUCAACUUACCCUGUAGUAUACAUGAUAUUGCGGAUGAUGCAGUAGUAAUAUGGAAACGAGGAGAGCAAGUCUUGUUUACAGAUGAAGAAGGUUUUCAUGAAGAUCCACGAUUUCAUUUACAUCGAGAAAACGAUAAUUUCACGUUAAUAAUUGACCAAGUAGAGCCGUACGAUGGUGCAAAAUAUUUUUGUGAAAUAACAUCUCCUGAAAUGUCUAUAGUGCAUACACUUGAAGUAAACGUGCACCCAACAGUUUCUAUAUCGCCAGAUGCAAACCCAUUGUUAGUGAAUGUUGGUGAUAACGUAUUCAUCAAAUGCUCUGCGUCGGGUAACCCGUUGCCAAAGGUUACGUGGACCCGACAGGACGGCCGCGCAGUGCCAGCACGAGCUGUAUCAAAAGAUGGACAGUUAAGAAUAACUCGAGUAACAGUGAACGAUAGUGGCGUUUACGAAUGCACAGCUUCAAAUAAUGUGGGCACCGAUGCACAUGACACGAUUGAAGUUCGAGUACAAUCAGGUCAAUACGGAGCGCAUGAGCCGUCACCACCAUGGGUAGAUUCAAUAUAUACGUAUAUACCAGUGCGUCUGGACCAGGACAUUAAUUUGACGUGCAAAUAUAAUGCUGAACCGUCACCUCAAGUAGAUUGGUUUUAUAACGGCUUCACAAUUAAUGUUAGUCUCUUAUUUCUUAGUAUCAUUCGUAAAACACUGCCAAAAGGUUUCUUAUCUCGGAAGCAGAUGGCUCAUGUCUUUAUUUUCCGUGUUAAGUUAUUUUCGACAUUUUGUUUUCAGUUUUCGGAUAAUCGGUUUAAAGGUAUAGUACAAUAUGGCACCAGACGAGAUAACUAUAGUGAGUCUAUCCUGGCAGUUGAAAAUAUUAAAGAAGACAAUUUUGGUGAUUAUACUUGUCGUGUAGCAAAUAAUCUUGGUACGAAAGAAAAAACAAUUCAUGUUAGUGGUCGACCUGGACCACCUCAUUUGAACGUCAGCGGAACACAACUAUCCUGGCACGUACACUCAGUAGAUCCAGUAAUCGAGUACCAAAUUUUAUAUCGGUUUUCUAGCGACGAUACGUGGCAGCAGUUUAAGUCUAUUAGAGCAAAUAAAGAGGAGCAAGAUGGUGAUAUAUGGAGCCGAAGUGAAGAUUUAGUGUGGCUACGACCGGACGUAGAAUAUGAAUUACAAGUGAAAGCACGAAAUAAAUUAGGAUGGGGCUCUUUAGCUCGAUCUUAUGUUACAAUGAAAACGCCCCCACUUGAAAAUGUCACUAACAGUAAGUAA
Messenger RNA from Thelazia callipaeda (thelaziosis nematode), 1386 nucleotides. The record is from the annotation of a GenBank genome assembly. NCBI's taxonomy places the organism in Eukaryota, Metazoa, Nematoda, Chromadorea, Rhabditida, Thelaziidae.